Messenger RNA from Puma concolor (puma), 624 nucleotides. It is a transcript of the gene RNF4, whose product is annotated as ring finger protein 4. Gene Ontology annotation, cellular component: PML body. Gene Ontology annotation, molecular function: zinc ion binding; transcription factor binding. Gene Ontology annotation, biological process: positive regulation of transcription by RNA polymerase II. The record is from RefSeq and is a predicted model, not a curated record. NCBI's taxonomy places the organism in Eukaryota, Metazoa, Chordata, Mammalia, Carnivora, Felidae.
CAGCUCUGCACAGGUCCCAUCCUUCUCUGGAGGGUGGAGCCAAAGGGCACCAUGAGUACGAGAAAGCGUCGUGGUGGGACAGUAAAUUCUAGACAAGCCCAGAAGCGAACUCGGGAAGCAGCGUCCACCCCUGAGAUGGCCUUGGAAGCGGAGCCCAUAGAACUUGUGGAAAGCGCUGGAGACGAAAUAGUGGACCUGACCUGUGAAUCUUUAGAGCCUGUGGUUGUUGACCUGACUCACAAUGACUCUGUCGUGAUUGUUGAUGAAAGGAGGCGGCCGAGGAGGAACGCCAGGCGGCCGCGCCAGGACCAUGCCGACAGCUGUGUGGUGAGCAGUGAUGACGAGGAGGUGUCCAGGGACAGAGAUGUGUACGUGACCACCCACACUCCUAGACACGCCAGAGAGGAGGCAGCCGCAGGACUCAGGCCCUCUGGUACUGUCAGCUGUCCGAUCUGCAUGGACGGGUACUCUGAGAUUGUACAGAACGGACGUCUCAUCGUUUCUACAGAAUGCGGCCACGUCUUUUGUAGCCAGUGCCUCCGUGACUCCCUUAAGAAUGCUAACACUUGCCCAACUUGCAGGAAAAAGAUCAACCACAAACGAUACCACCCCAUUUAUAUAUGA